Ictalurus punctatus (channel catfish) is the source of this 1251-nucleotide messenger RNA. It is a transcript of the gene eaf2, whose product is annotated as ELL associated factor 2. Gene Ontology annotation, molecular function: transcription elongation factor activity. The transcript has 6 exons. Gene Ontology annotation, cellular component: super elongation complex. The record is from RefSeq and is a predicted model, not a curated record. Gene Ontology annotation, biological process: regulation of transcription elongation by RNA polymerase II; positive regulation of DNA-templated transcription. Lineage: Eukaryota; Metazoa; Chordata; Actinopteri; Siluriformes; Ictaluridae. Bases 161 to 967 code for a protein of 268 amino acids.
UUUACUCUGACAAAUGUGACUUCCGCUGGGGUCCUUUGGAAAUCCCUUAUGAGUUGCUGUAUUUCUUCAGCCAAAUUCAGGUGGCUAACGUGAGUUAGUUCUGCCGUAGAUGCUAUCGAAAAAAACGUGGACGUUUGGAAAUUGGUCAUUUAGUUAACAUAUGAUAGAAAACGUCAUUAGAAUGAAUGGGGCAGCAUACUCAAACUUUGACAAUCAAGAACAUGUCCUCAAAUUAGGCGAAACUUUCGAGAAACAACCAAAAAGUGCUUUCCAUACGGUACGAUAUGACUUCAAACCAGCAUCAAUAGACACAACAUGUGAGGGGGAUCUGGAAGUUGGAAAGGGAGAACAAGUCACUAUAACAUUGCCUAACUUGGAGGGAUCCACUGCUCCAGUUACAGUGUUUAAAGGGUCCAAAAGGCCUUAUAUGAAGGAGUGCAUUCUUAUUGUAAACCAUGACACAGGAGAAUAUCGUCUGGAGAAGCUUAGUAGCAAUAUAUCGGUCAAAAAGACAAGAGCGGAGGGCAGCAGUAAGAUCCAGUCACGUCUGGAGCAGCAGACCACUAGGCUCAGUCAGCAAAUGAAGAGUGGCAAUGGAGGGAAAGCCCCAAACAAUUCCAAGAGCUCCCCUGCUAAAGAAAAAAUGUCUCCUGCUUCCCCCAUGGAUGACAUUGAGAGAGAAUUGAUGGCUGAGGCACGAGUGAUGGAUCAGAUGAGCAGCGGCGAAAGCUCCUCGGACUCUCGAAGCUCCUCCUCAUCUAGCAGUGAGGACAGCUCGAGCAGCAGCGAUUCUGAAGACGAAACUCAGCCUUCGUCAGGCAGAUCUCACACAGUGCCUGUGUCCACCCACAGCAUGCCCAUCCUCACCUCGCAGGAGCGCUCGGAGGAGGGCGGUGGACACCUCAUGAACACACUCAAAAAUGAUCUUCAGCUGAGUGAAUCUGGCAGUGAGAGUGAUGAUGACUGAGAGGACUUAAGGUACACUCCUUGUCAUGGAACUGAGAGCUGGGGAGCUGAGGUUAUCAGGACCUGCCCGGUCACUUACACUGUGAUAUGGGGAUUUUUAAUCAUCUAUCAACCUUUAAUUAUUAAGCAUUUUCUUUCUUCAGAGCAGCAGUGUUCUGUCACCCCCGACAUACUGUGUGGUUGACCGUUUAAAAGCUGUGAAAAAUUUCUAUGAAUUUAAUUAUUUAUUUUCUUAAAUGAAACUGUGUAGAACCCGUUUCUAAAGGUUCUGGGCCCCCCCCCCCC